This is a messenger RNA of Mauremys reevesii (Reeves's turtle), 4205 nucleotides long. It is a transcript of the gene SPG7, whose product is annotated as SPG7 matrix AAA peptidase subunit, paraplegin. NCBI's taxonomy places the organism in Eukaryota, Metazoa, Chordata, Testudines, Geoemydidae. The record is from RefSeq and is a predicted model, not a curated record. Gene Ontology annotation, biological process: protein-containing complex assembly; mitochondrial protein processing. The coding region runs from base 16 to 2667 and encodes 883 amino acids. Gene Ontology annotation, cellular component: m-AAA complex; membrane. The transcript is spliced from 18 exons. Gene Ontology annotation, molecular function: ATP binding; ATP hydrolysis activity; metalloendopeptidase activity.
GGGUCCCGGCCCGGGAUGGCGGCGGCGGCGGCAGCAGCUCACGGACGGGCAGACAGGGGAGGGGUGGCGUUCCCCGGCGCUGGGGAGGCGGCCAUCUUGAAGGCUGGCAGCUGCCGCCGACUCGGCCAGCUUUCAAGAUGGCUGAUUCCGCCUUCUGCCGGCACUUCCGGUUUCUCUCAGGGCCCGGCUGCCGUUAGUCCCGCUGCUCGCCUCGGCGAGGCCCUGUCUCGCUGCCCGGUCCGCAGCGGCCUCGCGUCUCAGUGCCCGCUGGGCGGGAGUCUCCGAGCCUGGCGGUCGCCGCGGGACAUGGCGCUGCUGCAGCUGCUGCUCAGGGGCCCCCGCUGGCGGCGGCUCGGCCUAGCGGGGCCCGCCCGGGGCUGGGGCCGGCCUCGGGGCGGCGAAGUGCUCCCGACCCUUCUGUCCCGAACACUUUCCCCCACAUUUCAAGGGCUCAGUGGACUCUUAGUGAAGCAACAUGUAAUUCGGGAUCCAGUAAGACUCUGGAAACUCUUAGGUAGCACUUACUAUUUUAGUACCUCGGGGUCUCGGUGGAAUAGCAAUAAGAAUGAAGGAUCCAAAGGGAAGUCUCCAGAGGAGGAUGAGGAGGAAAAGAAACGUAAGGAACGGGAAGAUCAGAUGUAUCGUGAGCGUUUGCGGACGCUCUUCCUAAUAGCUGUCGUCAUGAGCCUGUUAAACUCACUGACCAUCAGCGGGGUCAACAUUUCCUGGAAUGACUUUGUGAAUGAGAUGCUGGCGAAAGGGGAGGUCCAGAGCAUUCAGGUGGUUCCAGAGAGUGAUAUUGUGCAAAUCUAUCUGCACCCAGGAGCAGUUGUAUUUGGACGGCCUAGGCUUUCCCUGAUGUACAGGAUGCAGGUGGCAAAUAUUGACAAGUUUGAAGAGAAGCUGCGAGCAGCGGAGGAGGAGUUGAAUAUUGAUGUGAAGGACAGGAUCCCAGUCUCCUACAAGCGUACAGGCUUCUUUGGAAAUGCCCUUUAUGCCCUUGGAAUGGCAGCUGUUGGUGUAGCCAUAUUGUGGUACAUCUUCCGCCUUGCUGGGAUGGCAGGAAGGGAAGGAGGAUUCAGCGCCUUUAACCAGCUGAAAAUGGCUCGCUUUACCAUUGUGAAUGGGAAGUCUGGGAAAGGGAUCAGCUUCAAGGAUGUAGCAGGAAUGCAUGAGGCCAAAAUGGAGGUCAAGGAAUUUGUGGAUUAUCUGAAGAGCCCAGAGCGCUACCUCCAGCUUGGGGCCAAAGUGCCCAAAGGUGCCUUGUUACUUGGACCACCAGGCUGUGGAAAGACCUUGCUGGCAAAGGCAGUGGCUACAGAAGCACAAGUGCCGUUCCUGGCGAUGGCCGGCUCUGAGUUUGUGGAGGUAAUAGGAGGUCUUGGAGCUGCUCGUGUACGGAGCCUUUUCAAAGAAGCCAGGGCUCGUGCCCCGUGUAUUGUGUAUAUUGAUGAAAUAGAUGCUGUGGGUAAGAAACGCUCAACCAACAUGUCCGGCUUUUCCAAUACUGAGGAGGAGCAGACCUUAAACCAGCUGCUGGUAGAAAUGGAUGGGAUGGGAACCACAGAUCAUGUCAUAGUGUUGGCUUCCACCAACCGUGCUGACAUCUUGGAUAAUGCUCUGAUGAGACCCGGGAGGCUUGACAGACACAUUUUUAUUGAUCUUCCCACACUUCAGGAGAGAAGAGAGAUCUUCGAACAGCACCUGAAGAGUCUGAAGCUGACCCAAGCUGGCAGCUUCUAUUCCCAGCGCCUGGCUGAGCUCACCCCGGGGUUCAGUGGCGCUGACAUAGCAAACAUCUGUAACGAGGCGGCUCUCCAUGCUGCCAGGGAGGGCUAUAAAUCCAUUGAUACUUUCAACUUUGAGUAUGCUGUAGAGAGAGUCAUUGCAGGCACUGCCAAAAAGAGUAAGAUCCUGUCACAGGAAGAGCGGAGGGUAGUGGCUUUUCACGAGUCAGGCCAUGCGCUGGUUGGCUGGCUGCUGGAACACACAGAGGCUGUGAUGAAGGUUUCCAUAGCCCCUCGAACAAAUGCUGCCUUGGGGUUUACUCAGAUCCUCCCGAAAGACCAGUACCUCUUCACCAAGGAGCAGCUGUUUGAGAGGAUGUGCAUGGCGUUGGGAGGGAGAGUGUCUGAAGCCAUCACCUUUAACAAAGUCACAACGGUGGCCAAUGCCAGGUGCCCCAGAGGGAAUGAACAGAAUAGGCGAUCAUCAGGAGCAGAGGAUGACCUGAGGAAAGUGACCAAGAUAGCCUAUUCGAUGGUGAAGCAGUAUGGAAUGGUGCCCAGCAUUGGGCAUCUUUCUUUCCCAGAGUUGGAGCGCACGCCCGGGGUAGGUCGGCGCCCCUUCAGCCAGGGCCUUCAGCAAAUGAUGGACCAUGAAGCAAAAGUGCUGGUGGCUCAAGCAUAUAGGCACACAGAGAAACUCUUACUGGACAACCGGGACAAACUGCAAACGCUGGCGAAUACCCUCCUGGAGAAGGAAGUGAUAAACUAUGAGGACAUGGAAGCCCUGAUUGGGCUGCCUCCUCACGGGCCAAAGAAAAUGAUCGUUCCUCAGAGCUGGCUUGAAGCAGAGAGAGACAAACAAGACACAGGUGAUGAAGAACCACCCCAGCAACCCCAGACCCGGGAAGAGGAGGAGGAACCCAGUUUAAGACCAGUAUGAAACCCAUUCCUAAUCCGGAAUGGGAGAGGAGGGCUUUAGAGGCUUCCUUCCAGCACUAUACCGGGGUCCUUCCCCUUUCAGCUGCAAGGUCAAAGGCACUGAGAGACCAGAGCAAGGAAUCUUUGUGUUGUCAAUAUCCUGCCCCAACUUCUGGGUGUCUCAGAGGGAGGCUGUCUUCAGGGAGGGAUUCUGCAGCUGGUUAUCUCUGGGGUUGGGGAUUCCUGAUGCAAGCACAGAUAUAGUUGGUCAUGUAAGGCAGAAAGGGGUAAUACAUGGGUUCAGAAUUAAUUUAAAUGCUAAAAUCUCUUUUGAGCUCAUCACAGUGUAAACGCUCAGCAUCUGUGCUGUGACAUGGGUGUGCGCUGCCAUUCCUUCCCACGCCACAGCUUCAGAAGUGUCUCUCUGUCGGGCACAAUCAUGGAGUCCACUCGGAAGGGCUCAAGGCAGUUUAAGACACAGUAUUUUCUACAUGACUUGUCUGUACGCUUUGAUUAUCUCUGCUCAGAGUUUAAAAAUAUACUGACUGAGAGAACAAGGUUCACUGGAGUAAAAUGGUCUUUACGCAUUGUUAUAUCGACCAUAUUAAUAAAUGCAGGAGGAUGGGGCAUUCUAACAUGUACAUGAGACCUGUUAUGACAAGUACGCAGUUCUGCAGAUUUAGGGGCUUCCUCUGCCAGUUGAUCUCUCUGAUAGCUCUGUGCAUGUCUCUAUGGGGAUGUUUUGGUUGGUUUGGGGUUAUCAGUUCGUGGAUUAUCAACACUGUUUUUGAGUUAUCAGUUUGUGUGCAGGUACUGGCCAACCCACAUGUCUAAAAUCCAGUCUAGGAUCUACUUUUACAUCAGAAGCCCAUUUUCCAGAUCAGGACUCUGAACACAAGUGCAUUGAGAGGCUGAGUCUAGAUGUACUGUUUCUUUUCUCAGUAGGAACUUGAGAAGCACCUUUCAGUAAAGACUCUGGGAUGGAAGCCCGUGUGUUCAUUUGCAUUGCUUUCUACAGGGGGCUUUGGACUGAACUCCUUUACUUGUGUUCAGACCUUUAAGUCCUCUGCAGAAGAACCUUGUUGUGGCAUGAUCAUUCUCACUCCACAAUGAGAGCAUCUGAAAUAUCUGUGCAUUGAUAUCUGGAGUAUUUUGCUGGCUGGCUGUAUAGUGUGCCCUUUUCUCUUACUGAGGAUUAUUCCAUGAGGAUUAUUGUCUGUGUCCCUGAAAGGCCCCAGUCCAGAUGCUCCCCCACCCCAGUUUCUUCUGUAGGGGACUAAGAGGUCUGAACGCAAGUGAAGGACUUCAGUCUACAGCCCCCUGUAGAAAUCAGUGCAAAUGAACACGCCUCGCAUUAUUGCCAUCAGACUUCCAUUUGUGGAGAACUAGACAAGACUUUUGAGGCAGCGGAUGUUGUGUUGUUCAGAUGAAAAGGAUCAGGGGUGGCUCCAGGGUUUUUGCCGCCCCAAGCGGCGAAAGGGAGAAGGGGGGAAAAAAAAGGCCACGAUUGGCGGCAGCUCCACCGCGCCGCUUUCUUCUUCAGCGGCAAUUCGGUGGCAG